GCCAUUCAGAGAAUGCGUUCCUGGGGGUCUACUCUUAUUCAACGAAACGAAACUUCGAUAUCGAACGAAAUUCAAACGAAGUUUCGUUAGUGACCCUACUCUAUUUCAUUUUCGGAUGCGCAUACGAAGUUCGGAACCAUAGACAAUUUUCGUGAACGAAUGAAAUCUAUAAUAUUGUGUGGGGCUUUUAUGAUGUCGACUAAACUAAGUUACGGUUUUUACUUUAACUUGAAAUUAUUAAACUUUUCAGCUUUACUUAUUCAUGUAACAUUAUAAAUGUGAUUCAUUACAUAUUUCUUGUAAUAUUCAUGCAAACAAUUUAAACUUUUACAUAAAAAAUAUAUUUUCAACUACUUUCGACUCGACACUAUAAAAAACCCUUUGACAGUCAUUGCUAACCAACUAAUUUGAAGAGUACUAUUUCAUACCAAAAAUGGGUUAUCACGUAUGACAACCAAAAAUAGCUGCAUAAUACAAUCUAAUCAUAACAUGUCAACUUACAAUUUUUUGUUUGAAUACUUUGUAAAGUUUUCUGGAGUGUGUUUCUCAAGUGUCGUAUUAAAUAAAUCAUGUUUCCAAGUGCGUUUAUACAAAGGUACGCGUUCCUUAAGGAAGUAUUAUGUCGUACUUUACUACAGACCUACUUCUACGUACGACGUCUGCUGUAUUUUGGUUCGCAACAAGUUUUGUUUUGGAUUUAAAAACUUUGUAAGUAGAUAUCAUAUUAUACAAAUGUAAUAUUUGGUUUUGCUCUAGCACCAUUGCCUUUUCUAAUAAUAAGCAUUUAUAUUUUCAGUUUAAAAUGGCUCCACAAACGGGUUCGGCAACUCCUGAACAAAUAGAAACCCUUCUCAAUUUCCUGGACGAACACAGAGAUUUAGCUCGCGGGAGAUUGAGAGGUAGUGACGGGAGUGCCCACGCAAAGAGGCUGUGGGAAGAAUUGUGUAACAAUCUUAAUUCGAUGGGUGGUUGCACUAAAACUGUUCAACAGUGGCAAAAGGUAUGGUUUGAUCGCAAACAUCUCGCGAAGAAAGCUGCUGCUGAUUCUCGGAGGUUGGCUUCAGCGACUGGAGGUGGUCCAUUGACGGCACCCCAACUGUCCCAAUGGCAGUUGAAAAUACUGUCAAUAAUGGGAUUUGGGUUUGGUGAUCGCCAAACAGGUGCCAGAGUGCCAGCCUUUAUGGAGAUCAAUGAACCAAUUCCAUCAACCUCCAGUCAAACAAGCCAUCCUGUGAGAAUUCCACAGCCCUUUGAUGACAAUCCAGAGGAAUUUCUAGAGUAUGUGGAACCCAGCCAGGAAGAUAGGCAGCUGUCACAACCUGAGAGUCCAGCUGUAACAGCUGCCUAUGUACCACCACCAUUCACACAAGAAUGCCCAACGUUCACACCUUCCUCACGACGUACACGCUCUACAAGGAGACGAUCUGCCAGCACAGAUGUAAGAAGCAGAUUAUAUCAGUAUGAAGAGGAGCGUGCACAGAGAGAGACGGUGACAAACGCAGAGCUUGCAGGCAUCAGGGGUGAAUUGGCAGGCAUCAGUGCUACCCUGUUGCAGCUGCAUAAUACAAUAAAGGAAUAUGUAGAUAGGAAUUAAGAUUUUGUUAGUGUUUUGUUAUUAAUUUGUUAUGUUUACAUAGGAUUAAUGAUUAUUAUAUUUAUUUUAAGGAUUAUUAUAAGCGAGGACUUUUAAUUGGCUCUGUGUCGACUAUGACUUCCUUUUAUUGUUUAGUUUUUGUUUAUCUGUAAGUUCUCCAUAGUGUACUAAAUAAAUAAAUAAAUAAAAUAAAGUAAAUAAAACUUUA
Messenger RNA from Helicoverpa zea (corn earworm), 1802 nucleotides. RefSeq lists its product as uncharacterized. The coding region runs from base 803 to 1594 and encodes 263 amino acids. The transcript is spliced from 4 exons. Gene Ontology annotation, cellular component: nucleus. The record is from RefSeq and is a predicted model, not a curated record. Lineage: Eukaryota; Metazoa; Arthropoda; Insecta; Lepidoptera; Noctuidae.